GUGUUUAAAUGAUAGAAAUACAUAUGACAAUUAUAGCCCUCUUCUUUGCGCCAUAGGUACUAUACUUAUAAAAAUGACUUGCGUGAAUUAAGUAAAGUAUUUAUCUUAACGUCUUAUCACAAUAGAUUAACGUCUAUAUAAAGACAUUGCAGUCUAUCUGCAUUAUAAUCAUGAGUUUCAAACACAAAGUAGUGCUUAUAACGGGCGCCAGCUCCGGUAUUGGAGCCGCGACGGCUAUUGAAUUCGCUAAAAAUGGAGCUAACGUGGCCAUCGUCGGCAGGAACGUGGAAAAACUGAACAACGUUGCCGGAAACUGUUCCAAAUAUUCCAAACCGUUGGUAAUCAAGGCCGACGUAGGCGACGAAGAAGAAUGUAAAAAAAUGGUUGCAUCUGUCAUAAAAACAUUUGGGAAACUCGAUGUGUUGGUCAACAAUGCUGGGAUAAUGCGAAAUGCGACUAUUUUGGAAGGUAACUUCUUGGAAAUGUACGAUGAGACCAUGAAAGUUAAUGUCCGAGCGCAUCUUAACGUGACCUCCCUCGCAGCGCCAUAUUUGGUCAAAACUAAAGGUAAUAUCGUCAAUAUAUCAAGUGUCGCUGGCUCAAUGGCACCGAGAAUGAAAGGUAUAACUCCAUACUGUGUCUCAAAGGCGGCAUUAAACCAUUUUACACGCUGUGCAGCUGUGGAAUUGGCGAGUGAAGGCGUACGAGUCAACACAGUGAGCCCUGGACCAGUUAUAACCGACUUUAUGGAUAACGCUGGUUUGACAAAUGUUAAGCUAGAGAAUUAUGCCGACUCUAUGCCACUGAAGCGUGUAUCGCAGUCUGUGGAAAUCGCUGAUAUGAUACUUUUUUUGGCAAGUGACAAGGCUGUUGGCGUGACAGGAGCGGAAUUUUUUGUUGACAAUGGUUAUAUGAUCAAGAACUGAAUUGUCGUAAUUAUUAAAUAUAUAUUUUUAUACAAACAUAUUGUAUCAGUUUAACACAAACAAAAUUUAUUCUGGAAUGUUUUUGUUGCCAUAGUUAAACAUUGCUUCUAUUAGCUAUAUUAUUUGUAGAAAACAAAAAUUUAAAACGUA
Messenger RNA from Pieris napi, 1076 nucleotides. Its product is annotated as 3-oxoacyl-[acyl-carrier-protein] reductase FabG-like. Bases 171 to 926 code for a protein of 251 amino acids. Gene Ontology annotation, molecular function: oxidoreductase activity. The transcript has a single exon. NCBI's taxonomy places the organism in Eukaryota, Metazoa, Arthropoda, Insecta, Lepidoptera, Pieridae. The record is from RefSeq and is a predicted model, not a curated record.